CUACAUCACCGCUAAAUUCCAGAGACAGGUGACUUCAUGCAGUGCACUCGCAAAUCCGCAAAGGCAAAGUCGCCCGCCCACCUCUGUCCUCCCUCUCACCUUCCUCUUCAUCUCAAAAUUGUCAGCUGCGCUGGGUGAUUCUCACCACCCAGCUCGAGACCACCCACAAUCUCACAAUGGCCCUGUCAAUCUUUCUUGCUGCGUUGACCCCAACGGGUCUGGCUCUCGUCUUCCUCAUCACCAUCUAUCUCAUCCUAUCCUACUACCAUCUGACCCCAACCGGCAAAAAGUCCCAAUUGCCCCUCCCUCCAGGCCCCCGAGGGCUCCCAAUAAUUGGAAACCUUCACCAAGCUCCCCGCCAAAAGGCAUGGGAAGUCUACAAACAAUGGUCCGACCAAUAUGGUCCGAUCAUGACAGUCAACAACGGGGGCAACAUCACCAUCGUCGUCUCCUCGCACCACAUCGUCGAGACCUUCCUGGCAAAACACAAUGCCCUCUUCAGCAGCCGCCCGCAGCUGCUCGUGCUCGAGCGCGCGCUGUACGGCUUCACCACGCCGGCCCUUCCCUACGGGGAGAAGUGGCUGACGCACCGCGCCCUCCGCGGCGCCGUGCUCAAGCCCACCAUGGCGGUGAAGUACCGGGGCAUCAACGACCUGGAGUCUAAGCAGCUCCUGCAUGAGCUGCUGACCAAGGGAGACCGUUUUACGGAAUGCGUGCGCCGGCAGGCCGCGAGUCUGUUCCUGGGCAUCGCCUACGGGCACCGCUUUCCCGAGGAGACGGCCGAGAUCCUGGAUAUCGACCGCGCGGUGGCCCAACUGGGCGGGAUCUCCGAGUCGAUGUUUGCGGGCACCGCCAUGCUGCGCGAGUUCUUCCCCAUCUUGAAGUACCUCCCGGGGAAUGACAAGUUUCUCAAGCAGCUGGACGAUGUUGGGGAGCGGCUGGCGAAUAUCUAUGUGAAGCGGUUUCGGGAUGGGCUUAGCACGCCGGCGUGGAACUGGGCCAAGGAGUACGUGUCACGGCCCGAGGCGAAGGGGAUGAGCGAGCUGGAGCUUUCGUUCUGCAUCGGCUCGACCUACCAGGCUUCGCUGACCCCGUACGAGAUCCUUCGCAUCAUCGUCCUGGCGGCCAUCUUUCAUCCCGAAGAGAUGCGCCGCCUGCAACGGGAGAUUGAUGCGGUAGCUGGUCCCGACCGGCUGCCGGACUGGGAGCACAGAGACCGCAUUCCCUGGGUGAUGGCGUUCGUCUACGAGGCGCUGCGAUGGCACGCCUUCUCGCCGCUGGGAGCGCCCCGCGCCAUCAGCAGUGAUAUUGAGUACAACGGCUACUUGCUGCCCAAGGGGGCGACGCUGGUGCUGAAUCAGUGGGCUAUGGACCACGACGAGAAUGUCUAUGAUGAUCCUUUCACGUUCCGUCCGCAGCGCUGGAUUGACAACCCCAAUCUGCCCCAUGUCAUUUUCGGCUUUGGGCUGCGCGGAUGUCCCGGCCAACAUCUGGCCCGCGAGCACUUGUUCAUCAACACUGCGCGCCUCUUCUGGGCCUACGACUUCGGCCAUGCGUAUGAAAAUGGCAAAAAGGUGGAGUUGGAUUUGGACGAGCUGAUGCAGCCCCGUGGCGGGGGAUCGGCCUUCAAUCAGGUGCCUUCUUUCCCGGCGUCGGUGGUCAUCCGAAGUGAGAAGCGGAAGGAAAUUGUCGAGAAGGCGUGGGAUGCGGUGGAGAAGGAUGAGCAGAAGAUCUUAGCUGAGGUAAUGCCGUUGAAGGCAUGAAUUCAUCCUAGUUCAUUUCCCAUAUGUAAUACAUACCAUGCAUUUUCAUCAUCACACUGCGGCCUCGCUGACUAGGCUGCCCACCGCUGGUAGUGACUCUUCCAAUAUUAGUCUAACGUAGCUUGAAUCCAUCACAUCGCCACUUCUCUGAUGCAUGUCCAGGCAAUAGUUCCGUGCCACAUUGUAGAUUCCGGCAUGUCCGGUCGGAUGUGACCGAAAGUGAGGCUUCUGGGCCAGACAGGCAUGACGCACAGUAUGCAGCAACAUGCAGUGUGACUAUUGAACUAUUGACCGCAUUCAUGGUCAUGCGUUCAAUAUCACAAGUUUGCCUCGCACAGAGAAGAGACAUGUCUCCACCGAUUGGCAAUAUCUUUGCUGCCUUGGUUUCGAUUGAGCAGGCAGCAUGCUACUUCCUAG
Messenger RNA from Aspergillus aculeatus ATCC 16872, 2180 nucleotides. RefSeq names its product cytochrome P450 monooxygenase ftmE (gene ftmE). Gene Ontology annotation, molecular function: iron ion binding; oxidoreductase activity, acting on paired donors, with incorporation or reduction of molecular oxygen; heme binding. Lineage: Eukaryota; Fungi; Ascomycota; Eurotiomycetes; Eurotiales; Aspergillaceae. Bases 177 to 1763 code for a protein of 528 amino acids. The transcript has a single exon. The record is from RefSeq and is a predicted model, not a curated record.